UGUUCUGAAUUUCAUCAGAAUCAUUAGAGCAGUUUUCGAGAUCUGGUGAAAUACAAAUAUCUUAACAUCCAAACAUAUAAACAGAAGUUGCUUGUUUGAUAGUAUAUGAUAAUAUUUAAAGAAGGCAGAGAAUCAUCAACAAUGUUCCCAUAUCAUCAUUCUCUGUCAUUAUAACAUGGACCUCAUCACUAUGGAUACUCCACUUCACUUAAUGGAGGAGAGUACAGCUACAGAUGCCACAGUGGAUCCAGACCAGUCCAGAUUCAGCCAAACAACAUGGAUGGUCAAGGUCAAGACAACUCAGGGUCAAUGACACAUUCUCAACAUCAAGGACCAGACAUGGACAUCUGUGAUUGGCCAAUCUAUGGACCAGAUGAAGCUGAAGACAUCAUUGAAGAAAAGUACCAGAUUCAGCAUAACAUGGAUAAUCAGGUUGUAUACUUAGACCACAAUUAUUCAAAACAUCGAUUUGAAAUUAUAGUGCUAAAGCCAGAGGUUCUGAUUGAAGAAGAAGAACACCAACAACAUGAAGGAAUAGUGAAAGAAGAGGAGAUUCAGCAAGAAAAUGAUACAGGCAUACAGAUUGAAAGCAUCUAUUCUCUUUCAACAGAUAGACUGAACUGUGACCCCUUUAUACCUGAACACAUGAAAGUUGAAAAUGUAGAAGAAUCUUAUGAAACACACUCAGAAACAUUAGUGGAUAUUGAAGACAAUUAUUCUGAUACAUUAUUUACACAUUCUGAAAGUAUAAGAAUACCAACAGGACUAUGUAUAUCAAACUCUGUCAGACAAGGAGGUUUAAGCACCAUCAAUGGAUCAGUUGAUGAAACUCUCGGGAACACCUCGAUCAACGAUUCUGAUGAAGACCUCAAUGAGGUGGACUUAUUAAUUAAAAAUGCAAGAAAGAAUGUGAUUGAUGCAGCAAGUGAUAGUGAAUUAACUGAAUGUCAGUUGUGUGGUGAAGCAUUUAGCAACAUCAGAGAAUUAAAUCUUCAUUGUAGAAUAAACACAGCUGGGAAACAACAUAAGUGCAAGUACUGUAACUACAAAACAAAAAAUAAAGCAAAUCUCAUCAAACAUAUAAGGAUUCACACUGGUGAAAAACCCUAUACCUGUGAUUUUUGUGACCACAAGGCAACAAACAAAUCAAAUCUCAUCCAACAUAUAAGGAUUCACACUGGAGAGAGACCCUACAGCUGUGAUUUCUGUGACUACAAAGCUUAUCAGAAAUCUGAUCUCACCAAUCAUAUAAAGACUCACACUGGAGAGGGACCCUUCAGUUGUAAUCUCUGUGACUACAAAGCAACAGCGAAAUCAUCUCUCACCAAACAUUUAAGGAUUCACACUGGAGAGAGACCCUACAGCUGUGAUCUCUGUGACUACAAAGCAACAGUGAAAUCAUCUCUCACCAAACAUUUAAGGAUUCACACUGGAGUGAGACCCUUCAGCUGUGAUUUUUGUGACUACAAAGCAACAGAGAAAUCACCUCUCACCAAUCAUAUAAAGACUCACACUGGAGAGAGACCCUUCAGUUGUGAUCUCUGUGACUACAAAGCAACAGUGAAAUCAUCUCUCACCAGACAUUUAAGGAUUCACACUGGAGAGAGACCCUUCAACUGUGAUUUUUGUGACUACAAAGCAACAGAGAAAUCACAUCUCACCAAACAUAUAAGGAUUCACACUGGUGAAAAACCCUAUACCUGUGAUUUUUGUGACCACAAGGCAACAAACAAAUCAAAUCUCAUCCAACAUAUUAUAAGGAUUCACACUGGAGAGAGACCCUUCAGCUGUGAUUUCUGUGACUACAAAGCUUAUCAGAAAUCUCAUCUCACCAAUCAUAUAAAGACUCACACUGGAGAGAGACCCUUCAGUUGUGAUUUCUGUGACUACAAAGCAACAGCGAAAUCAUCUCUCACCAAACAUUUAAGGAUUCACACUGGAGAGAGACCCUACAGCUGUGAUCUCUGUGACUACAAAGCAACAGUGAAAUCAUCUCUCACCAAACAUUUAAGGAUUCACACUGGAGUGAGACCCUUCAGCUGUGAUUUUUGUGACUACAAAGCAACAGAGAAAUCACCUCUCACCAAUCAUAUAAAGACUCACACUGGAGAGAGACCCUUCAGUUGUGAUCUCUGUGACUACAAAGCAACAGAGAAAUCAUCUCUCACCAGACAUUUAAGGAUUCACACUGGAGAGAGACCCUUCAACUGUGAUUUUUGUGACUACAAAGCAACAGAGAAAUCACAUCUCACCAAACAUAUAAGGAUUCACACUGGUGAAAAACCCUAUACCUGUGAUUUUUGUGACUACAAAGCAAAAGUAAAAUCAUCUAUCACCCAACAUUUGAGGAUUCACACUGGAGAGAGACCCUUCAGAUGUGAUUUCUGUGACUACAAAUCAACACAUAAAUCAACUCUCAACAGACAUCUGAGGUCGCACACUAAAGAAAGACCCUAGAGCUGUGAUUUCUAUGACUACAAAACAAAUCU
Messenger RNA from Nilaparvata lugens (brown planthopper), 2489 nucleotides. RefSeq names its product zinc finger protein 260-like. Gene Ontology annotation, molecular function: RNA polymerase II transcription regulatory region sequence-specific DNA binding; DNA-binding transcription factor activity, RNA polymerase II-specific. Gene Ontology annotation, cellular component: nucleus. The transcript is spliced from 2 exons. Bases 277 to 2457 code for a protein of 726 amino acids. Lineage: Eukaryota; Metazoa; Arthropoda; Insecta; Hemiptera; Delphacidae. Gene Ontology annotation, biological process: regulation of transcription by RNA polymerase II. The record is from RefSeq and is a predicted model, not a curated record.